Messenger RNA from Zalophus californianus (California sea lion), 4761 nucleotides. RefSeq names its product leucine rich repeat containing 4C (gene LRRC4C). The transcript has 6 exons. Gene Ontology annotation, molecular function: cell-cell adhesion mediator activity. NCBI's taxonomy places the organism in Eukaryota, Metazoa, Chordata, Mammalia, Carnivora, Otariidae. Gene Ontology annotation, cellular component: glutamatergic synapse; postsynaptic density membrane; plasma membrane. Gene Ontology annotation, biological process: modulation of chemical synaptic transmission; synaptic membrane adhesion; regulation of axonogenesis. The coding region runs from base 2149 to 4071 and encodes 640 amino acids. The record is from RefSeq and is a predicted model, not a curated record.
GCCGAAGUGGAUGGAAGGGGACCCGGGUUUCUGCCGCGCAGGGAGCCGCGAGCCAGGGCGAUGGCGCUAAGGACGGCGCGGAGCAGCUGCGCUCCCGAGAACGCGUCUCCUCGCCGAGGACCAGCCGGAGUCGAGAAGGUCUGCGCGAAGAGAGGCCAACUUGUGGCUCCAAAAUGCACCCGACGCAGCUGGAAAUGAGAUCAAAGCUGCAGUUUCAUUCGGGAAGGAUGAGAGGAGCCAGCGAUUAGGGAUUUUUUUUUUUUUUUUAAUGUUCAACCUCCCUCGUUCCAUUUUCUGUUUUCCUUUUUUCUUUCCUUAUUAUGAUUUUUAAAUUUGCCUAACACCCCGUCGGUCCCCUCACUUCGCCUUCCCCAUUUGAAAUAAAAAGCCCAGUUUGAACUUCUUCCGCCGCGGCGCCCUCGGAUGCGCUGCCCGCUGAUGGAGGAGAAGGGGACCCCGGGGCUGGCAGGGGCCACCGGCGAGGGACCGCGUCACGCGUCUCCCCCGUGAUCCCGGCCCUGAUCGCGGAGUUCUGCAACACCUGGAAGAUCUGGACCCGUUGCCGGGGGUGGGGGCGGGGACAGAGGAAACGAAAGCCACCCCGAGCCUUAAAAAAAAGAAGAAAAAAAGUAGCGGGGGGGCGGAGAGGAAUGGGUUUCUUCUUGACAGCUGACGGAGCCUUGAAAUUUUCCUCCACUACCCCCGCCCCCGCCCCCGCCCCCGCCCCCCGCACUCCAUUUAACGUGAGAUUAUGAAAUUGCAGAGGCGGUGGAGGGAAGGAGACAGGAUAUAACAGGGAGUUUGGAGGGAGAGGGGAAGGUGGCUGGCCGGGUGGCUGAAAUCAAAAAUCCAAUUGCGCACUGGGUUGUGAUGAGAAAUCUAAUCAGAUAUUUGGAGAAGGGGCCGGCCGGAAGGCUGGCGAGUGGGGGGAGUUGAUCCCCAAAUUCUUCGAAGGGGGAGCUAGGGGUUAGGAAUCAACGAUGUAAACGGAGACUUUUUUUGUGGCGGCGGCGGUUGGGUGCCUUGCAAAAAUGAAGGAUGCGGGACGCAGCUCUCUCUUGGAACCGAACGCAGUGGAUAAACUGAUUGUGCAAGAGAAAACGAAGAAGGAAGCUUUUUCUUGUGAGACCUGGAUCUUAACACAAAUGUGUAUGUGUGCACACAGGGAGCCUUGAAAAAUUAGAUAAACCCGUGUCAGACCCACGGGGCUCGGUGUGUUCUGACAUAAAUAAAUAAUAAUAAAACAGCUGCCCCCCCAAAAAAAGGAUGAUUGGAAAUGGAGAACGGAGGAUCCACAAAGAAAAAGUAUGUUCCUUUUUCUCUAUAAAGGAGAAAGUAAGCCAAGGAGAUAUUUUUGGAAUUGAAAGUUUGGGGCUUUUUUUUUUUUUUUUUUUUUUUUUUAGGAAAGUAAAGACCUGCUAUGGUGGUGUUUUCUUUUCUUUUUGAAUUUCCCACAAAAGGAGAGGGAAUUAAUAAUACAUCUGCAAAGAAAUUUCGGAGAAGAAAAGUUGACCGCGGCAGAAUGAGGCAUUGAUUGGGGGAGAGAAACCAGCAGAGAGCACAGUUGGAUUUGUGCCCAUGUUGACUAAAAUUGAUGGAUAAUUGCAGUUGGAUUUUUCUUCAUCAACCUCCCCCCCACACCUUUUUUUUUUUUUUUCUUUUUGGUGUCAAGAUCAUGCGUUUUCGCUUGUUCUUAACCACCUGGAUUUCCAUCUGGAUGUUGCUGUGACCUGUCUGAAAUACAAUUGGCAAACACGUUGCCUGUUUACAGCAUAGAGACCACAAUGGAGAGCUAGCUUAGAAACAGCCUUCAUGUUCCCAGCUUGACACCAGAGAUGACUCUUCUUGGGAUUCAUUUCUCUUACAGGAAAGUAAAGAGAAGUGAAGUAACUUUUCCAGUUGUAGAGACGUGGAGGUUUAAGCAGAAAACCUAGAUCAGAUGAUCCUCUUCUUUGAAAAUCCUCUGAUUUACCAGCACAGACUGAGCUCAUCUGACAUCAGUGCCCUUGUCCCAAUGUGGCUGGGUCUCAUACCAGUGAAUAUAUAUUAUUGUAAUUCAUCUGCUUACCUAUCUGUCUCACCUUCUGAACUAUCGUUUCCUCAGGGACUAUUUGAACUCCAGAAGGACCAACACCAGAUAAAUUAUGAAUGUUGAACAAGAUGACCUUACAUCCACAGCAGAUAAUGAUAGGUCCUAGGUUUAACAGGGCCCUAUUUGACCCCCUGCUUGUGGUGCUGCUGGCUCUUCAACUUCUUGUGGUGGCUGGUCUGGUGCGGGCUCAAACCUGCCCUUCUGUCUGCUCCUGCAGCAACCAGUUCAGCAAGGUGAUUUGCGUCCGGAAAAACCUACGGGAGGUUCCAGAUGGCAUCUCCACCAACACGCGGCUGCUGAACCUCCAUGAGAACCAAAUCCAGAUCAUCAAAGUGAACAGCUUCAAGCACUUGAGGCACCUGGAAAUCCUACAGUUGAGUAGGAAUCAUAUUAGAACAAUUGAAAUCGGGGCCUUCAAUGGUCUGGCAAACCUCAAUACUCUGGAACUCUUUGACAAUCGUCUUACUACCAUCCCAAAUGGAGCUUUUGUAUAUUUGUCUAAACUGAAGGAGCUCUGGUUGCGAAACAACCCCAUUGAAAGUAUUCCUUCUUAUGCUUUUAACAGAAUCCCUUCUUUGCGCCGACUAGACUUAGGGGAAUUGAAAAGGCUUUCAUACAUCUCAGAAGGUGCCUUUGAAGGUCUGUCCAACUUGAGGUAUUUGAACCUUGCCAUGUGCAACCUCCGUGAAAUCCCUAACCUUACACCUCUCAUAAAACUAGAUGAGCUGGAUCUUUCUGGGAACCAUUUGUCGGCCAUCAGGCCUGGCUCAUUCCAGGGAUUGAUGCACCUUCAAAAACUGUGGAUGAUCCAGUCCCAGAUUCAAGUGAUUGAACGGAAUGCCUUUGAUAACCUUCAGUCACUCGUGGAGAUCAACUUGGCACACAACAAUCUAACAUUACUGCCUCAUGACCUCUUCACACCUUUGCAUCAUCUAGAGCGGAUACACUUACAUCACAACCCUUGGAACUGUAACUGCGACAUACUGUGGCUCAGCUGGUGGAUAAAAGACAUGGCCCCCUCCAACACAGCUUGUUGUGCUCGAUGUAACACUCCUCCCAAUCUGAAAGGGAGGUACAUUGGGGAGCUUGACCAGAAUUAUUUCACGUGCUAUGCUCCUGUGAUUGUGGAGCCCCCAGCAGACCUCAAUGUCACUGAGGGCAUGGCAGCUGAGCUGAAAUGUCGGGCUUCCACGUCCCUGACCUCUGUAUCUUGGAUUACUCCAAACGGAACGGUCAUGACACAUGGGGCAUACAAAGUGCGGAUAGCUGUGCUCAGUGACGGCACAUUAAACUUCACGAAUGUAACCGUGCAAGAUACAGGCAUGUACACAUGUAUGGUGAGUAAUUCCGUUGGAAAUACCACUGCUUCUGCCACCCUGAAUGUUACUGCAGCAACCACUACUCCCUUCUCUUACUUUUCAACCGUCACAGUAGAGACUAUGGAACCUUCUCAGGAUGAGGCACGGACCACAGAUAACAACGUGGGCCCCACUCCAGUGAUCGACUGGGAGACCACCAAUGUGACCACCUCUCUCACGCCACAGAGCACAAGGUCGACAGAAAAAACAUUCACCAUCCCAGUGACUGACAUGAACAGUGGGAUCCCAGGAAUCGAUGAGGUCAUGAAGACCACCAAAAUCAUCAUUGGCUGUUUUGUGGCCAUCACACUCAUGGCUGCAGUGAUGCUGGUCAUUUUCUACAAGAUGAGGAAGCAGCACCAUCGGCAAAACCAUCAUGCCCCAACAAGGACUGUUGAAAUCAUUAAUGUGGAUGAUGAGAUUACAGGAGAUACGCCCAUGGAAAGCCACCUGCCCAUGCCUGCUAUCGAGCAUGAGCACCUAAAUCACUAUAACUCUUACAAAUCUCCCUUCAACCACACAACAACAGUUAACACAAUAAAUUCAAUACACAGUUCAGUGCAUGAACCGUUAUUGAUCCGAAUGAACUCUAAAGACAAUGUACAAGAGACUCAAAUCUAAAACAUUUACAGAGUUACAGAAAACAAACAAUAAAAAAAGACAGUUUAUUAAAAAUGACACAAAUGACUGGGCUAAAUCUACUGUUUCAAAAAAGUGUCUUUACAAAAAAAAACAAAAAAGAAAAGAAAUUUAUUUAUUAAAAAUUCUAUUGUGAUCUAAAGCAGACAAAAUUAUGUGUAUUCCUCAGAACCUGUUUUUGCUGCAGUUAUUUACUAUUUUCCCACAUCUCAUCCCUGCCUUCCCUGGUUGCCAUAUUUUUCAUAGGAGAUCUCAAGUCCCUAAAGAACUGGCCUAGGAAAUUUUGUAAGAAUUCUGUUACACUUUGAGAUUUUUAUGGUGAAUUCUAGUGGUGAGAUCCAGUCUAUUUUGUCUUUCUUUCUUUUUUUUCCUCUCUCCUUUCUUUCCCUCAUGACCUUAUGAAGUAGUCCAAUGGGGAAUGCAAUAUUAGAAAUAGAUUUUUAAGAGAGAACAAGAUUAAAAAAAUGCAAGAUCUUAUAUUUUUCAUGUAAUGACCUGUUCUGUAUUUAUGAGGAGAACCAUUCAAUGGCAAAGCAAAAAAAAAAAAAAAAAAGAAAAAAAAGUAAGCAAACAACAGAUUAAUUUACAUAUGAGCAUCUAUAAAACCCAUGAUCUUUUAAACACCUCUAGAACCAGAAUUUGUAGUUCAAAAACUAAAAAAUAAGGUUAUAA